This is a messenger RNA of Scylla paramamosain (green mud crab), 1657 nucleotides long. RefSeq lists its product as uncharacterized. NCBI's taxonomy places the organism in Eukaryota, Metazoa, Arthropoda, Malacostraca, Decapoda, Portunidae. The coding region runs from base 340 to 1572 and encodes 410 amino acids. The record is from RefSeq and is a predicted model, not a curated record. The transcript is spliced from 4 exons.
AUUAGUAAAUAGUUAGACUUUUCUCAGUUAUCUAUAUUUAUUCUCUACCACGAUUUUUAAUGGUCAUACAUUAGUGAUAUAAGCUAGCGCCAAUACCACCGAAAGUACGCACUUUACAUAGAAAGAACGGCAAUAUUCUAACUUCAUCCAGAAGAAAUCAAAUGUUGAGGAAAUUAUUGUUUGAGAAGGGAAUAAAAAGAUAAACCAAUUUUACACCAAAUCUGGAAGAGAAGAGAACAAUAAGGAGGAGAAACAGGACAGAAAGAGCCGUUGAAUGAAUCUUCCCGAGACAACCCGACAACCCGAAUUGGACUUGCUCUAAGGUGACGCGUUAGCAUCAUGGAAAGUGAAAAUCUCCUAGGAAUUGAUAUGUUUGUAAAGUGCAGUUAUUGUUACAAAACUUUUACCACAGCUUCACAGAAAAGAUGGCAUGAGGAAAAUAGUCAUGGUACAGACCUAGGCCUGAUGAGUGAAGCAAGGUCAGAAAACACGGGAAGUAUGGACACAAGUGUAAUCCUUGGUGCAACGUGUAAGAUAUGUGGCAAAGCAUUUUCUAAUUUUAGAAACAAGAUAAAACACAUGAAAAAUGUCCAUAAGAUAAUUAAUAGCAGUGUUCCAGACAUAACCUGUGAUAUCUGUGGCAAACCAUUUUCUAAAAUGUCAAAUAAGAGAAGACAUGUAAAGCAAAUCCAUCAGUUGCCUAAAAUUCCACAUAAAAAACCUACUUUAGUGAUGUGCAAGGAAUGUGAUGUCCGUUUUGGCACCCUACGCUCUUACAGGCAACAUCUCCUUGAAGCUCAUAAUGUUAACACCAAGAGAGUCGAUUAUGAGUUUGCUUCUGAGGAAGAAUUUCUGAAAUGGAAAGAUGAAUUGGGAGACAAUUAUACGGCUCGUUCAGGUGCCUGGAAAUCUGCUGAUGGCUUCAAAACAAUCUACUAUUGCAGAAGAUCAGGUGUAAACAAGUCAACUCGUGGUGCAGAUGACAAGUGUGCUCAAAAAAGUCAUGGUAAAAUAGGAUCUUUCUGUACGUCUUCUAUUGAAGUGGUCAAGAGUGAUGGAUGCAUCAAGGUCACCUACUACAUGGAUCAUUGGGGUCAUGACACUGACAUUCCCAGCCUUGUUCACAUGGAACAUUCUACCAGUGAAAAGGAUAAAAUUACAGAUUCUGUGUGUGUCUUAGCAGGGAGCACCACCUCCACAGCAUCUAUCAAACCAGGGAAAGACACAGAUGAGGAAGUAUUAGUAAAAGAAGAGCUAUGUGUACUGGAGAAUUAUGUGGCAGACGUCAACACACCCACAGAAGAUGCAUGUGCAUACACUGUACACUAUGUACCACAUGUACAGGGCAAACCCAGUCAAAAUCUACAGAAUAUAGAAAACAGCAAAAACCACAAUUCCACAGAAAAAAAUGGGAGCAACAGAUCUCUAACACUGGAAAUAAUUGAGGAGUUGAGAGAAAUGAAAGAAUUUAUGAGGGAGAUGAAUGAUUCUUUUAAGACCAUUGAAAUGGUGACAGAAGAUAUUGCCAGGACACUAAUGGGGAUUGCAGCUCCUUGUAAUGGCAUAAGGUGAUUUUUUUUUCUAAUUUGUGAGAUGCAUUAAUGACUGUACCUUGAAAGGGUUAUUCAUAAUGGAUUAAAUUAGUCUUCUACACUCA